CAAUGAUUAAUUUUAUUACAAUUAUAUCCACUAUUUCUCUUGUUCCCUUUUCCAUUUUCUUUUCCAUCUUUUAAAGUUGUCUAUUUCUCUCUACUCUCAUGGCUUUUUCUUCGCCUGGUUUUUCCUUCAGGUCUCCUCAUCUCCCAAGGACCCAAGAUCCAAUUUUUCUGUUACAUACAUGAAUAUUCGUACAUGGGUUGGAUUGGAACUGAAAUUGCCGCAGUUUUUGUUGUGGUGUGAUAUCCUAAUAUUUGCUUAAUUCAACAUUUUCAGACAAAAAAAAGAAAAUCCCCUUUCUGGGGUUAGAAUUCUUUUCUUGACUAAAAAAUAUAGGUUAGGUUGGUGAUUCCUCUGUAAUAAUCAGAAAAGAUUGAAAAGCCAUUACAUUUUGUAACAAAGAUAAAAAUUGGGCAACAUGGGUUAUCUGAAUUCAGUGUUGUCACAAUCAUCGAGCAAAGUCCACGUCGAUGAUGCUCCGGUUAGCGGCGGUGGCCUAAGUCAGAAUGGAAAGUUCAGCUAUGGAUAUGCAAGUUCUCCCGGCAAAAGGUCUUCAAUGGAGGAUUUUUACGAGACAAGAAUUGACGGCGUAGAUGGAGAAAUCGUUGGUCUCUUUGGAGUCUUUGAUGGUCACGGGGGAGCUCGAGCUGCAGAAUAUGUGAAACAAAAUCUUUUCACUAACCUCAUCAAGCACCCGAAGUUUAUAUCCGACACCAAAUCUGCCAUAGCUGAUGCAUACAGCCACACAGACUCGGAGUUUUUGAAAUCGGAGAACAAUCAGAACAGAGAUGCUGGGUCAACUGCUUCGACCGCUAUCCUAGUUGGCGAUCGUUUAUUGGUGGCGAAUGUUGGGGACUCGAGAGCUGUUAUUUGCAGGGGUGGAGAUGCUAUUGCUGUGUCUCGGGAUCACAAACCGGACCAAACAGACGAGAGACAAAGAAUUGAAGAUGCUGGAGGUUUCGUGAUGUGGGCAGGGACUUGGAGAGUUGGAGGAGUGCUUGCUGUUUCUCGUGCAUUUGGUGAUAGACUUUUGAAGCAAUAUGUAGUUGCUGAUCCCGAGAUUCAGGAGGAAAAAGUCGAUGACACACUCGAGUUUCUUAUUCUUGCAAGUGACGGGCUUUGGGAUGUGGUUACAAAUGAGGAAGCUGUGUCCAUGACUCGGCCAAUCUCGGAUCCCGAGGAGGCUGCCAAGAGGCUAAUGCAAGAAGCACAUCAGAGGGGCAGUGGUGAUAAUAUCACAGUUGUUGUCGUUCGGUUUUUGGGCGAUCAAGAAGAUGUGGGCCCGUCCAAUAGCUCGGCUUAAAAAAUCAUGCGAUUUUAUUUUAUUUUUAUUCUUUUUUUCUCCUCUUCUCUCUCUCUUGGCCAGAAAAGUUCGGUGCCUUCAUCCGGUUCUAUACUUAAUAUCGCGUAAAAAUCGUAUAAAAACUGAUGUUAAAUGUUUGGUUGCUAAGGUACUUUUGAGUUUGAACUUUGAACUGUCGAAGUUUGUGUUUGCUUACUUACAGCCAUAGGUUUGUAGAUUUCAUGGAUUUCUGUGUGAAAUGGAUUGUAAGAUAAUUGUUGUUUGUUUAUAAUGAAUUCUUGGCUAUUUAUUUUAAAAAAAAAAAUGGCAUAAUAUUGAGGUGGUGCAGGUGAUUUUCUGUUUGUUAUUU
Striga asiatica is the source of this 1649-nucleotide messenger RNA. The record is from the annotation of a GenBank genome assembly. Lineage: Eukaryota; Viridiplantae; Streptophyta; Magnoliopsida; Lamiales; Orobanchaceae.